AUGAACACCAGCCGGGCUUACACUGCUCGAUGGGGCAUUCUUGCGACUGGCGGGUAAGUCAGCGAGUAUCGGUCAGCAUCUCAUGUUCCUCAUUACUGACACCUUUGCCAACACUUCAUUGACGCAGCAUCGCCAAAAAGUUUGCAGGCGAUCUGUUGGUGGACCCAGCAACAAGGGACGCGCAGGACGUUUGUCACCAAAUCGUAGCCGUCGCUUCAUCCUCCUCUGCCGAGCGAGCUCAGGCUUUCAUAGAGUCUGAUCUUGAAUGGGCAGCCAGAAAUAAAGCGGAGAAGCCUCACGCAUAUGGCAGUUAUGAGGAAAUGUUGAAGGACAAGCAGGUACAAAUCGUGUACGUUGCCACGCCCCACAGCCAUCAUUACGCAAAUGUCCUGCAAUGCUUGGAUGCGGGCAAGCAUGUAUGCUGCGAGGUGAGAGUGCUCGGUGCAGAGGCGCUGACUUUUAACUCUGCUACUGACUCGCACGUGGUAUGUCCUGCAGAAACCUUUCACCAUCAAUGCAAUGCAGACCAAGCAUCUGGUCGACGUUGCUCGCUCAAAGGUGAGCUUGAAGUGAAUGAGCGCGAAGGGCUCCAGCUGAUCGGCUGCCUGCGCUCCGUCACCCUUUCGCAGAAAUUGUUCCUAAUGGAGGCCAUGUGGAUCCGCUUCUUUCCCAUAGUGCGAGAGAUUCAGCGCCUGCUUCACCAGGAGAAAGUGCUCGGAAAGCUGCAUCGCGCUCAUUCGGAGCUCGGUGUCCACUUCGACAACGCCACACUGGAGCACAGGCUGCUCAAUCCGGAGUUGGGAGGUGGCGCUCUGCUGGAUUUGGGCAUUUAUCCGCUCACCUGGCAGCUUCUCACCUUGUUUGAGGAUCCCAGGUAAGUUGAAUGUCGCGUUUCGUGCGUGCGGCCCCGGCUGACCGGUCCGUACUCACAGCAACGAGCGUCAAGCUCCCAGAAUCACUUCAAACGUCCUUAAGCAUCCCGUCACUGGCGUCGACGAAUUUACUUCUUUGAUUUUCAAUUUCGAAAAGGGUCACACGCAAGGAAUAAUGACUGCAAACGUGAGCCCAGUUCACGAGCACUUCACAGAUCUGGCGGCGAGACUGACUGAACCCCUUCCCCUCGCGUCGCGGCGCCCGCCACCUGCGACGACAGUUUACAGUGCGCACCCACUCUCAGCAGCACACGCUGAUCCAAGGAGAGAAGGGUGACUUGACGGUUCACUGGGCUCCUUUCAGACCGACCGCCUUCACCAUUACCCUGCGUAAGAAUUCGGACGAACUUGGCGAGCCGAAGACGACAGAGUUUGACAUUCCAGGCGGCCAUGGGUGAGUCGGUUGAACGGAAUGGCAGCGCCGUCUCCAUCCGUAGCAAAGUCUGGCACUUGGUGACCUCAUUCCGCUCGUUCGCCCAUCAUGCAGCAUGUUCUGGGUGGGUUCCGAGCUACUUCCAUGUCACAUACAUCGAGUCCGGCUGACAGGCACCUACUGCAUCUCACAGGAAGCCGAUGCUUGCGCCAGGGCCCUCAGAGACGGCAAAUUUGAGGCGGACCUGCAUCCACUUUGUAAGCAUCAUCGACGUGCAUCAUCGUGGACCUCCAUGGCUGACUGACUGUCUCUGCUUCACGUCUUCUAUCUCAGCGAACUCCAUCUUCACCAUGGAGAUCAUGGAUCAAGUGCGAGCGUCCGCCAACUUGAAAUAUCCCCAGUCCAUCGAAGCUGUGCAUAGGUCAUGA
Molecule: messenger RNA, 1733 nt
Organism: Ceraceosorus bombacis
Lineage: Eukaryota; Fungi; Basidiomycota; Exobasidiomycetes; Ceraceosorales; Ceraceosoraceae
Source: the annotation of a GenBank genome assembly